Caenorhabditis auriculariae is the source of this 1935-nucleotide messenger RNA. The record is from the annotation of a GenBank genome assembly. Lineage: Eukaryota; Metazoa; Nematoda; Chromadorea; Rhabditida; Rhabditidae.
AUGGUAAAUUAUUUUUUACAUAUUUUUAAAUUAAUGUUCGUUGAUUUGAAGGAUGCCAAGACGAUAGAAAGGCUGCGGGAGAUGAAAGCCUCCAAUGUGCACUACGACCUCUUGCAGUUCUACAGAACGAAGAUCAGUAGAGCCAUCAUCAAAAAAGACGCGGCCGGGGCUUUUGAUCUCUACUUUGACGGAUUCUCUUAUUUUUAUGAAGGUAUGACUUCAUUUUUAAAGCAGAAAUGAUGGCACGAAUAUGAUUUGAGUUGCGGAGAACGGGUUGAUCGUCGAUUUGACAAACUAUUUGGGCGACUGCUUCGAAAAAUCUCAGUUCGAACCUUCUGAGCAGCUUUUUUCGUUAAUUGCAAAGGUGAGAACAGUUUCUAUUGUGAGAAAACUUCAGUGGAAAUGAUUGUGAUUUUUAAGGUUGUUCUUCGGUUUGGUGAUGACAACGAUCACCUUCCGCCGUCAGAAGAUGUCGUACAAGCUUUGCUGGACGCUCGCCAAAAGUUCAUCGAUUCGACUGUCCGAUGGUUGGUUUCGAAAUAAUUUCUUCUAUUUUUGUUGAUCAAGAAAAGUUUGAAUUAAAAUAAUGUCUUCUUUAAGAUGGAUGAUAUUUCUAUGCUGUUUUAGAAUUUUAGAGAAUAUGAUGAGAGUCCAUGCGCUCAAUUUUUUGAAAAAUUUCCAAUUCAAGGUCCAAGAAGUUUGCUCGUGGGAAUACUCAAGAGCACCGUUUCGGCUUCGCAGAUCUCCAUUCUCACAUUGGCGACGCUUUCUUCGAGCAGAAAUCUCUUGAUAUGGCCCACAACCAUUAUCUCUUGUCCAACGAUCCCAAUGUAGGCGAUCUUUUUCUUAUCUUCAACUGAUUGAAAAUUUCAGAAGCUUUCCAGUUUUUUGGCCGACAUCCAGAAGACUUUCGCUCCUAGCUCCGAUGCUGAUCUUAUUAUCGCUCGUGCCGUUUUACAAGUGCGAGAGUAUUUUAGGCUUCUAAAAAAAAAGAUUACAGUUGCUUUGUCUCGACAUGUUCCCCAACGCGAGAGAAGUCCUCGUGCUUUACAGUAAGAAGACUGGAAAGAACAUUCAUCAGCUGCCUCUGAUGGCUUUUGUGGAUUCUUUGAUGGACGCUGUUUGCUUGAAUAAUGUAAAGAAGCUUUUUUUAAAAAAAUAAUUGAACUCAAAUCAAGGUUAACAAACUGAAUUUCCUCUUGGAAACGUAUGAAGAGCAGCUCGAACGAGAUCCUGCACUGAAGUCUUACAUUGAUAAGGCGAGUUUGAGAAUGUGCUGUUAAAUCAGUAAUAAUUGCUUUUCAGAUCGGAAAGUUUUAUUUUGGUUUCAAGUCUCCGAGCCAAGGAGGUUUUCGAGAUAUUCUUAAAGGUCAGCAAAUUAAAACUUAUGUGACUUGAAAUGAAAAUAACAAGGAGACAAUGGGUAAUAUUUAUAAAAAAAGCCUGAAAAAAAUAUCGAUCUUUUUGAAAGUUGACUCUCAGUAACUUUUUUUCUGAAAAAGUGUAAAAAAAGGAAUCUCAUCAUUAAAUUGUUAAUAAAAAGUAAUAUUGGCGCCUAUGACUAUUUUGAGUAUGCCUGACUAGUAAGUAUCAGAACUGAAAUACCAGUUUCAAAAAGCAGUACCGAAAAUCUAAACGAUUCGAAGUUUAUUUGUUGCAUUUGAAGCUGAGUAUAAUAAGAUAUAGCCAAACCAUGGAACCAAAAAAACAAAAAAAAAAUUUAGGAAAUCUGAUAUAUUUUCAGGCCUUAUGGGGUCUGAUACUACUGAAGAAACAGCCAAGUCUCACCUGGCUGCCAGCUCCGCAGCUCAAGCUCAAUACAAAGCUCGUCCAACCCCUGAUGCCGACCUUGACGACGGCUUCACAACUGCCGAUGAAGACUCGCCUCCGACUUCAGCUCGUGGAAAUAUGGAGAUUGAUGAUGAUUUGGACUGA